AACAAAAAUUUCUACGAGUCUCUCUAGUAAAAGUGAGAGCAUGUAUGGUUUCUGAAACACAUGCCGUUCUAUGCUGACUUCUGGAAAGAUGCGAUGAAAAUGAGCUGAUUACAGUUUUUCUUCUUUCUAUUCCUGCAAUGAGGGAGAAGAGUUGGCACUCUACUUGUUAUGGUCAUCGCAUCUUGACCGCUAUUAUUGUCAUUGGAUUGCUGGACAUUUCGUGGAUGGCGCACGCGGCGAGUCUCCGAUGUUGCAGUCAUGCAAAUGGCUCCUGUAGAUCCGCUUGUGAACAAAUAUCAUUAGUAGCUCUAGCAACUGAUCAAAGAGAACUCGAAAUUAACCUUCAAAAGUUAAAUGAUUUGUGCCCAAAAUCUCCAAUGCUUGCUUUCUGGAACUGUAUGAACGAGAGUUUAGCGGAAAUUGAUAAGGGAAGCGGUUGGAUCGGCAGACCAUGUUGUGGUAUUCCUCAAUCUGAGAAGUGCAAAUUAGCCUGUUUACAGGCCCAGUCUGUUUUAGAUCUUACUAUAGCUUGCCGUAAAAGUGAUGAAAUAGCUUUUUACACUUGCAUUGAAAAACAAGAAGCUGGUGAGAGAUGUUGCAAGAAUGCUCAAACGGAAAACUGCUUAGAAGCUUGCAAGAAUGUCUUCUCUGAUGCCUUCACUCCAACCAAAGUCGUAAGAGACGCUUACCACAAACACUGUUCAGAAGGUAAUCCUCGUAUACAGCAGUGCAUCCACACAUACAUCAGCGUCACUCCAGCAGACAAUCCAUUCAAAAACAUGCAUUGUUGUGAAAAAUCUCCUAAUUUGCGAUGUCGGACUGUGUGUAAAGAAGCACUAAGAACUGAAACAACCGAUCAAGAUAUCAUUGAUGUCCUCAGUAGGAGUGAAUGUGGAAAUCCACUUCCACAAGAUAGGUUAUGGCAAUGUUUCCUAAUCAAUUCAGCAGCCAAUGAACCUGGAGGUUCACUUAUUCAAUCAGAAAAAGUCGGAAUGGACAGUGCAAAGUUGCAGUGUUGUUUUCGAGCUGCCACAGUCAACUGCCAAAGACUUUGCAUUGAGACUUUCAGUAAUCAGUGGACAAGCAGUUGGAGUGAUUUUGACCGCAUUUGUCAGUAUCAAUUGGCUGAGUCCGAAAUGAUAAGAUGCUUGACUGAAGUGGAUGAGCCAUGUGAGCUCGGUUGUGAAGGAAUGAAAUAUUGCACAAAUUUUAACUUUCGUCCCACUGAAUUGUUCAGAAGUUGCGAUCAGCGUGCAGAUAAGGCGGCUCAACAUGACAUAGAGCACUGGGAAAAUGGAAUUAUACACCUGCCCAUGAUGGAAAUACCAGUCCUGAAAAUUUCUCGUUGCCAUUCUGAAGUGUGGAAAGCCAUUGCAUGUGCCUUGCAAAUAAAACCUUGUCACCCUAUAGCUCACAUCAACAGGAUAUGCAAGGCUGACUGCAUAGAUAUACUUAACAGCUGUGUGGACAGAAGUCGUCUACUCCACAACCAGAAUCCGGUCACCCUCUGUGAGAUAUUAUCGCCUCCUGGAAAUGAUACUCCUUGCAUAUCUCUUUCACCCUACCUCGUUGAGAGUAAACAUACUCAAACAUCUACGGAAGUUAGUCAUCCAUGUAAGCCAAAUCAAUGUAGUCCAAAUGGUGUUUGUAUGGUAGAAAGGAAUUGCCGUAUUGGACAACCCUGCCGUUCAUAUGCGUGUGUUCCUGGUUGCCGCAUGGGUGACAUGUCACAGCUCAUCGUACCUAGAAGUUCAUAUGUCAGAGUUCCCAGCAAUACUCAUGGACCUCGUUGCCACAUGGUUUGCUAUUGUAAUCAGGAUAAUCUUUUGGAAGAUUGUAUGACACAACCCUGUUUAAGCACAGAGCAUUGUUGGCAUGAGGGAAGGAGAUAUAAUCAUAAUACACAAUUCAAAGCCGGCUGUAAAACUUGCUUUUGCUAUGAUGGUGAAGUUACCUGUUCCCCUCAGAUAUGCAGCACUGGUCUACCAUGUAACUGCCAAGAUCAUUAUGUUCCAGUUUGUGGAGCCAAUGGCAAAACUUAUCCAAGUGCAUGUCUGGCAAGGUGUGUUGGACUUACUGACGACCAGUUUGAGUUUGGUGCUUGUUAUGAUUCUGACCCAUGCAGUCCUAAUUCCUGCCAUCCUUACCAUAGGUGUGUUCCUAAGAAACGAGUUUGCUUGAGUAUUAGACACCGAAGUUGCAAGCAGUAUGAUUGUGUGAACAUGCAACACAAUUGCAACCAAUUACCAAAGUUCCCUGUGUGUGAUACAGAUAAUGUGGAGCAUCCUAAUAUAUGUUGGAUGUUACAAAGAAGAAAGUUACUUGCAUAUUAUGGGAAAUGCAUGUCGCAUUGUCGGGGAACAGGUUUGGUGUGUGGUCACAAUGGGGAAACCUAUGCCAGUGAAUGUGCAGCCUGGGCUGAAAGAGUUUCUGUUGAUUAUAAAGGAGCCUGUGCUGCAGUUGGUUCUAAAGAUGGAAAAUAUUCUCGUUGUGGUGGUAUUAAAUGUCCACCUUUGCCUUCAGAAGAUUGUACCAAAGUUUUUCCUCCUGGUGGUUGCUGUCCAAUAUGUGGUGCAGCACUCAGAUUGCUCUACAGUCAAAAAUUAUCAGAUGCUUCUGUAGAAGCUAUUCGAGAUGUGGACCCUGUUGUAAUUCAAACAAUUGCAGAAAAAAUAAGAGAACAUGUUAAAGUCACAGAAUGUGAAGUGUUUGCAUAUUUGAGCUUAGAAUCCGACAUCAUAGUCCUAGUCAUGGCUAUUACUGAUAGCCCAACAAAACUACAAGUUGAAGCAUGUGUGCGUGAAGCUGAGAAGCUUCAAGCUUUAAUUCAGCAACACAGCCCAACACUACUGACAGAGCUGCCAUUGUCGUUUUUCACGACAGCCAUGAUGCUAGAUCCAGUCACAGACAGUGCAAUACAGUUGACUUUUAAUCAAACUUACUUAUUAGUUUUUCUAUUAAUUACAGUGAUUACAUAUCACAUACAAAGGACUUGAAAAAGUAUGAAUUCUUUUUUCUUUUAAUUGCUCAUGCCAAAACAAACUUCUGUACAUAUGUAUAUAAAAGUUGAGAGUGUAAAUACUUAUUUGAUGACGUGUGUUCCUAUUAUACAUAAAAUUUUGUAAACAAAAUGAAUUGUGAUAUGAAUAAAUUAUUUUUACGACUGUUUGAAA
Molecule: messenger RNA, 3173 nt
Organism: Parasteatoda tepidariorum (common house spider)
Lineage: Eukaryota; Metazoa; Arthropoda; Arachnida; Araneae; Theridiidae
Product: reversion-inducing cysteine-rich protein with Kazal motifs
Biological process (GO): extracellular matrix organization
Cellular component (GO): plasma membrane
Molecular function (GO): metalloendopeptidase inhibitor activity; protein binding
Source: RefSeq, a predicted model, not a curated record